Messenger RNA from Malania oleifera, 390 nucleotides. RefSeq names its product cytokinin riboside 5'-monophosphate phosphoribohydrolase LOG5-like. The transcript has a single exon. NCBI's taxonomy places the organism in Eukaryota, Viridiplantae, Streptophyta, Magnoliopsida, Santalales, Ximeniaceae. Gene Ontology annotation, molecular function: hydrolase activity, hydrolyzing N-glycosyl compounds. The coding region runs from base 1 to 390 and encodes 129 amino acids. Gene Ontology annotation, cellular component: nucleus; cytosol. Gene Ontology annotation, biological process: cytokinin biosynthetic process. The record is from RefSeq and is a predicted model, not a curated record.
AUGAUUGGGGAGUUGAGGAUCGUACCCUACCUAAAUCAUAGGAAGGUUGAAAUAGCCCGGUAUGCUGAUUGCUUCAUCGCAUUGCCUGGAGGAUGUGAAGCCAUGGAUGUUUUAUUCGAAGCCCUAAGUUGGGCACAAUUAGGCAUUCAUGACAAGCCUAUAGGUCUGUUGAAUGUUGAUGGCUACUUCGAUAACUUCCUUGCAUUCAUUGACAACACCAUCGGGUAUGAUUUCCUCAAAUCAUCCCAGAGGGCCUUAAUUAUCCAAGGAUCGAGCGCAAAUAAGAUCUUUAUGAAGCUUGAAGUGUAUAGGAUGAUGCGUGAAGGUGGCUUCCCCAAGAGUUUGUGGGAAGCUGGAGGGCCAUUUUCACAUCAAAAGGAUCUUUCGUAG